ACUACUGACUUACUGAGAGUACUACCAGUCAUAAUAUUACAACCUUUUCCUCUGCACUCAAAACCACUGCAAAUCAUUCUCCUUGAUUUGGAUUUAGCAAAGAGGCAACAUGUGUAAGGGAUUAACAACACUGCCUGCAACCUGUUUGAAAAGUGCCAAAGACAUCAAGCACAAGAUUGGCUUUCUGCUCCAUAAGCCUGAGUUUCCACCAGACCAGGAACAUAUCAAAGAGAAGACCAACACUACCAAGAGAGUUUCACCUGCUGAUGUAGAGAAAUGGAAACAGUCCUUCAACAACCUGAUGAAUAGUGAAGCUGGCCGUACAGUGUUCACUACCUUCCUGAAGGCAGAGUUCAGCCAGGAGAACAUGGAGUUCUGGAAAGCUUGUGAGGAAUACAAAACGUCAGCUCCAAAAAAGAUGGCAGCUAAAGCCAAACAGAUCUAUGACCAGUACAUCGAGGCAGACUCUCUUAACGAGGUGAACUUGGACUCAGCGACGCGAGAGGAGACCAGACAGAACCUGUCUAAUGCCGGCCCAUUCUGUUUCGACGAAGCACAGCAGAAGAUCUUCACUUUGAUGGAGAAAGACUCAUACAGAAGGUUCCUCUAUUCCAAACUGAUCCAGGAUCUGUCCCCAUUGCCCACAACCACCCCACUCAGUGCUAUGGAGAAGAGGGGUGGGAAGAGAGGCUGUUCUGAGAACAGUGGUGCAUAGAUGGAGCGAGAGAAACAUUGCCGAUUAAAGCACUCUGUCAUAAUCUGUGAGGGAAAGAGUAGGUGGUCUUGAAGAGAAAACAUAUUGUUAUGAGUGGGUGAGUUUGAAUUUUUUCUGUCCGUUGUUCAAGAGAACAAUUUCAACACACAUCACAAAUAGCUUAUUUUUGAGACGAGGGUAUGCUUGGAGAGGGAGAGAAGAAAACUAUCAGAGUUGUGAUUUUUCAGGAAGAAAUAUCCUCCUCUUUCCCCUGAUUUUCAUUUUGUGAGGGUCUACUUUCAUUCCACUGAAUAUCUUCCAGAGCUCUAACAAGAGUCAAAUGGUUCAAACAGGCAUUUAGGUAUUUCAUUCUGGUCAGCUCCCUGUAUCCCCUCUGUCUGGCUUUCAUCAAGGGCUCAAAGCUAAGUCAUGCAUCUACGCCAAAAAUGCCUUCCGGCUUGAAAAUGCUCUUCCUCAAACUGAGUGUUAAAUUAGAUGAUCAUUUCUGAAUGAAGAUAACUAUGUCUGGAUCAGCGUUAAAAGAUCCUUUCACCUGACUGAUGUUUUUGUUUGACUCUGUUUUUCUGUUGUUAAUUUACCUUAGGCUAGUUUGUGCACUGCUGAGGUGUAGCUCACUUGCCCUCUGUUAACGUGCUGACGAAGUCAUGACUAGGUGAUGUUUUGAUUCACAACACAGGGAAAAACAAUGAGGAACUACCUCUCUAUCCAUCCCUAUCCCACUUUCUGGGUGACCUGAACAUUGACUGGUUAGCAACUAGCUGUCCUCUCAAAAGGAAGCUUGUGACUGUGCCUGUAAUAUGACCCAGGUUGUCACUAAACCAACUAGAGUGCAUACCAAUAGUGUUGGAUCUGUGACAUCCACUUGUAUUGAUCAUAUCUUCACUAAUGCUGCAGAGCUUUGCUCUAAAGCAAUAUCAGUUUCCAUUGGCUGUAGUCACCAUAACAUUGUGGCAAUAACAAGGAAAGCCAAAGAGCCAAAGUGCCAAAGGUUGGGCUUAAAGUAAUUUAUGAGAUCAUACCAAAAAAAUUAUCAGGAUUAUUUUGUUGAAGAUCUUGUGUCUUAUGUGUAUGAGGAAGUGAAUCCAGAUAUAUAACUGGAAGUAUUUGUAAAAUUAUUCCUGUCAAUUGUUGACAAGCAUGCAUGCACUGGGUAAGAAACGAACUGUGAGAACUGUUAGAGCCUGAUCGAUUGAUGAUGAAUUGAAAAAUUGUAUGGUUCAAAUAAAUAAUGCAAAAGAGGUGGCAAACAAGUCAGGCUGCUCAGCUGAUUGGUUGACAUACUGUAAACUUAACAAAAAGACAAAUAAAUUAUAUUACCAAAAAAAGAUAAAUGACAUAAAACACAAUGGAAAAAUACUUUGGAGUACCUUAAAUGAUGUCGUGGGCAGAAAACCCAAUUCAUCUCCAUCGUUCAUUGAAGUUAAUGGGUCAUUUAUAACAACACCUUUCGAUAUUGCCAAUCAUGUCAAUGACUCUUUCACUAGUAAAGUGGAAAAACUCAGAAGUGUAAUGACAACAAUUAACAGUGAAUCAUCAUAUUUUUGUAUAAAAGAUCUAAUAAUGAAAGAGAAGGAUUGCUGUUUUGAAUGGACAAUUUACUGUGGGAGAGGUGGAAAAACUAUGGUUAUCAAUCAGUAAUCAUAAAACCAACAGGUAUAGACAACCUUGAUGGGAAACUAUUGAGAAUGGUAGCAGACUGUAUUGCCACUCCUAUUUGCUACAGUGCCUUCAGAAAGUAUUCAC
Coregonus clupeaformis (lake whitefish) is the source of this 2458-nucleotide messenger RNA. Its product is annotated as regulator of G-protein signaling 4. Bases 110 to 715 code for a protein of 201 amino acids. Lineage: Eukaryota; Metazoa; Chordata; Actinopteri; Salmoniformes; Salmonidae. The record is from RefSeq and is a predicted model, not a curated record. The transcript is spliced from 5 exons.